GUGUCUGCGCACUUGAAGCUGCAGGAGAAAGACGAAGGCAGGAGGGAGAUGGUCAAGGAGAUCCUGACGGCACUGGGCUUGCUGACCUGUGCCCACACCCGCACAGGGAGCCUGUCGGGCGGGCAGCGGAAGCGUCUGGCCAUUGCGUUGGAGCUGGUCAACAACCCGCCCGUCAUGUUCUUUGACGAACCCACCAGCGGCCUGGACAGCGCCUCCUGCUUCCAGGUGCUCUCGCUCAUGAAGGGCCUGGCUCAGGGCGGCCGGUCCAUCAUCUGCACCAUCCACCAGCCCAGUGCCAAGCUCUUCGAGCUCUUCGACCAGCUUUACGUGCUGAGCCAGGGCCAGUGUGUGUACCGGGGCAAGGUCUCCAACCUCGUGCCGUACUUAAGGGACCUGGGGCUGAGCUGCCCCACCUACCACAACCCGGCCGACUUCGUCAUGGAGGUCGCGUCCGGCGAGUACGGCGAUCAGAACGGCCGCCUGGUUCGCGCGGUGCGGGAGGGCAUGUGUGACUCGGACUACAAGCGGGACCUCGGGGGCGAAGCCGAGGUGAACACCUUCCUCUGGCACCGGCCCUCUGAAGAGGACUCGGCCUCCGCGGAGGGCUGCCACAGCUUCUCGGCCAGCUGCCUCACGCAGUUCUGCAUCUUGUUCCGGAGGACACUCCUCAGCAUCAUGAGAGACUCCGUCCUGACGCACCUGCGCGUCACCUCCCACAUCGGGAUCGGCCUCCUCAUCGGCCUGCUCUACCUGGGGAUCGGGAACGAGGCCAAGAAGGUGUUGAGCAACUCCGGCUUCCUCUUCUUCUCCAUGCUCUUCCUCAUGUUCGCUGCGCUCAUGCCCACGGUCCUGACGUUUCCACUGGAGAUGGGGGUCUUCCUCCGGGAACACCUGAACUACUGGUACAGCCUGAAGGCCUACUACCUCGCCAAGACCAUGGCCGACGUCCCCUUCCAGGUCCUGUUCCCGGUGGCCUACUGCAGCAUCGUGUACUGGAUGACCUCUCAGCCGUCCGACGCCGUGCGGUUCAUCCUGUUCGCUGCGCUGGGCACCAUGACGUCGCUCGUGGCCCAGUCCCUGGGGCUGCUGAUCGGAGCAGCCUCCACUUCCCUGCAGGUGGCGACGUUCGUGGGCCCCGUGACGGCCAUCCCGGUCCUGCUGUUCUCAGGGUUCUUCGUCAGCUUCGACACCAUCCCCACGUACCUGCAGUGGAUGUCCUACAUCUCCUACGUCAGGUAUGGGUUCGAGGGGGUCAUCCUGUCCAUCUACGGCCUGGACCGGGAAGACCUGCACUGCGACACGGACGAGACGUGCCACUUCCAGAAGUCGGAAGCCAUCUUGCGGGAGCUGGACGUGGAGAACGCCAAGCUGCACCUGGACUUCCUGGUGCUGGGCGUCUUCUUCGUCUCCCUGCGCCUCAUUGCCUACCUCGUCCUGAGGUACAAGAUCCGGGCCGAGAGGUAGAAGCCCGCGGGCCAGCAGACGCGAUGAGUAGCUGCUGCUAGGCCAAGGGCGCUCCUGGAACGGCGGCGGCCAGCCACGCCCCCGCUGACACGGAGACCCUCCCGACCCACCCUGGACUCCGCGUGCGGUCUGUGGGGCCCUGGCGCCCGGCUUCUGUGCCCAGCGAGGUCAGAUACCCUCUCCGGUUCCCUCUCUAGCUUUAACUAGGAAGCUGCAGGCAGGGUUUUCUAGGCGCACCACACCCGGGGACCGCCGUGCAACCUGGCUGGUGACAGACAGGAGGCUUCGAGAUUCUUCCCAGGACCAGGGGGCGCCUGUCCUGGCCCGGGCGUUCCGUGCCAUCUCUCAGUGGCCACUGUGUGGGUAGGGGUCUGGGGCAGAAGGCCCCGGUGUGGAGCGAUCCCCUCUGAUGACUUUCCCUAGCUCCAUCUUUGUGAGGGUUGUCUCUCUCCCCAGAAGUCACUUUUCCAAGCCGAGAGUUGAUACAUUGUAUCUGUUUGUAACUGUUGAGUACCUGUUGGUAGCAGGCUCAGCACCGACUUUGUCCAGAGCCUGGGCGGUUGGCAGCCUGACCACUGAGCUGGCCUCACUGCCAGGCCGAGCUUGGGAGAGUCCCGUGCGGGCUGUGGCUAGAGGGGACUCAGAGUCGCACGACGGAAUCGGCCGGCGCGUCCAGCUCGUGUCCUUCUGCUGGCUUGUUGCUUUUAGUUUUAAACAAAACGUCUCUGUGUCCCCGGCUUCCUGCCCACCUCCGUUCUGCCUAAGUGUCUAGGUCAGCUCUGUUGAUUUUUUUUUUUUAAUCUUUUGUCGCAUAUCACAUCAGCUACCUCCGCUGAGCCUGGGAAGCCGAGUGCCUGUUCGGAAGCGUCAGGUGUGGCCUUGGGGGGUGGGGUCUACAGAGCAGCCGCCGAGGAGGGGGCGGGACGCCCACGAGAUGUCGGGGGAUCCGUGGCAUCUGGGAGCUUUGUCUGCAGGCAGCAGAGUAGACCGCGGCAGGCAGGGGGCGGGGCUGCCGCUUGGUCCGACAGCGCCAUUAGGAGUGAGCUACUGAGCAGCGUUAAGCAACCUCUGCCUUCCAAACCUGCCGGCUCCCAGGGGCAGCUUCCGGGCAAGGGUGGGUGGUGCUUCCAGGCCAAAGGAGCCCACCGUUAAGGAGAAUGCAACUUCUGCCUCCCCGGUGUCACUACCCAGCAGAGGGUCCCCAAUGAAAGACUGCGGUUUGGGGGCCUGCGCUUUCUCGCCUGGCAGGCAUCGCACACGGAUCAGAGCCGAGGCCGGCUGUCUAAGAUUCCUCACUCCCACGGCUGUCUCCGGGGCUGUCUCUCCCUGUUCUCGGAGAAGGAAAAGUCCCCGUUCUACAUGGAUUUUGUUUGCAAAUGCUUAGAGAUUCUUUUUGCACUUCAAGAUCGUUUUUAGGAAACACACUAGGGUUUAUUAAGAUGGAGCGUUGAGCCUGCGUCCUGCCAGGUGGGGGCGGCUGGCCUGGGUCUCACCGUGGUCUCAGGGGACGAGGCUGUCCCUGGGCCGCUGGGUGGUCUGAGCUAGCCCAGGUGCAGGGUGGCUGGCGCACGCAGCUGUGUCUUAGACACACACACACACACACACAUGCACACGUGUGCCUGUGCCUGGAUUUCCUCCCUCUCCGUAGCAGACCUCAAUCACCCUCCUCAACAAGAAGGGAGAAAAAAGCUCCCUCUGUGCCCAUGGUGCCGAGGGAAACAAACGUGGUCAAAACCCAUCGAGGCUUUAGCCAAACGCCAGCAAAAGUUGCACAGGACAGCCAGCAGCCAGCAGCCAGGGCAGAGUGUGGGAAUCUGGAGCCAGGCACUCCUCCGAAAUCAAGCCCGCUAAUAAAUAUUUCAUAUAAAAUCUC
Molecule: messenger RNA, 3337 nt
Organism: Oryctolagus cuniculus (rabbit)
Lineage: Eukaryota; Metazoa; Chordata; Mammalia; Lagomorpha; Leporidae
Source: RefSeq, a predicted model, not a curated record